Messenger RNA from Arthroderma uncinatum, 1017 nucleotides. Its product is annotated as metallophosphoesterase domain-containing protein 2. The record is from RefSeq and is a predicted model, not a curated record. Lineage: Eukaryota; Fungi; Ascomycota; Eurotiomycetes; Onygenales; Arthrodermataceae. Gene Ontology annotation, molecular function: hydrolase activity. The transcript has a single exon. The coding region runs from base 1 to 1017 and encodes 338 amino acids.
AUGGCUUCCCCCAGGCAGCUAUCCAAACCCAUCAACAAGCCAGCUCUCCCAGCACUUCAUCAUCUCUCAUCUUGGCAGGGAAGUAGCUCGCUCCCCAGUGCUGUGAUGGAAACCCGAUUCCUUAUACUCUCAGAUACCCAUGCCACGGCAUAUACAGCACCGCAACAAUAUGCGGAUGUGGCUCUACAUUGCGGCGACCUAACUGAAAAAUCCACGCUCGACGAAUUCCGGUCUGCCAUACAGCUUCUCGAGGGGGUGAGUGCACCAAUCAAACUUGCUAUUGGUGGAAAUCACGAUUUCACCCUCGACACACCAUUAUAUAAACAGAGAUUUGACCAGGCAUCGCCAGCACAACAGAAGUAUUUUAAAAAGGAGUACGGUGACGUUGGCGAAGCAAGGCGUCUUUUGGAAACUGCUGGAAUUACAUUACUAGACGAGGGAACCCACCACUUUAGACUGCAGAACGGUGCCUCUCUAUCCGUGUAUGCCAGUCCACACACACCUAUAUUUGGGUACUGGGGGUUUCAGUAUCCUCGGGAACAAGGACAUGAGUUCGAUAUUACGGGAGCAGACGUCGUCAUGACCCAUGGCCCACCAAGGGGGAUUCUGGACGAAACUUAUCGGGGCAAUGAAGCGGGAUGUACGAACCUCUUUGGAGCUAUUGCCCAAGCACGGCCCAAGAUACAUUGUUUUGGCCAUAUACAUGAGGCAUGGGGUGCAAAACUUGUUGCAUGGCAGGACACUAACGUGGAAUCUUCUUAUUCCACAUCUGUUGACGAGAAAAAAUCAGUUAUAAUAAACAGCCUGAAGGGGUCACAGGGCUCGGAGGAGCUGAUGGAUGAGUUAAAAGCCCACCAGCACGAAGGUUACUACGCCACGAGCCAUUGUACCGGUGACCCAAACCCAAUUCAACAAGGGAAGCAGACGCUGGCUAUAAAUGCUUCCAUAAAAGGUCGUGGGCGGCAUCGGUUUCAGUUACCGUGGUUGGUGGAUAUAGAAUUACCAAAGACCGACUAA